GCUGCCAGUCGCCGGUGCCAGUGUUCGCCAUUUGCAGUUGGAGUGCCAUUGGGGGAGAAACUUCGCGCUUCGUGGGACUGAUUCGGUUUGGCGUUGGUUGGUGUGCGUGCCGCGAGGGGCUACAUACAUAUAGGUUUCUGAUAUUAUUUAUUGAGGAGACGCAGCUACUUUAGUCUACUUUAAAAUAGCCCCCAGUAAAUUAGGCCGAAUACUAAUUGCCUGAUGAAGUGCCGGCCUGGGAGUGGGUGCCGCGACGGGGUCGCCGCCUGGAGUCUGUUGGCUGUGGGACUAUGGUGUGGAUUUCUUGUUCAUGGCAUCCAGGGCGAUGCAGUGGAAGUCAUCGAGCUGGGGAGCAAUUGGAGUAUAACUAACCAGAACGGAUCCCUGUCCAUGGCCGACCAAACACUGCCCUCCGGCAUAUACAGCGCCUUUGGAUCCCAGGUUCUAGAGUCCUACAAUGACAUCAAACUACGCUGGCUGGCCUACGACAAUUUUACAUACACGAAUAGCUUUCAGUUCGACAUUCAUCACUACAAGCGGGGGCACAUAAACCUGACGUUCCAUGGGAUCGACACCAUAGCCGAGAUUCGUCUGAACCAUCAGCUCCUGGGACGCACGGACAACAUGUUUGUGCGCUACUCGUACGACGUCAGUGCAAUCCUCCAGCAGGAGAAUGUCCUCGAGGUGGAGAUAGUGUCGCCCGUGUGGGCGGCCCUCGCCAGGUCGCAGGCUCUGGACGCGGAGAGUUCUGUGCCGCCGGCCUGCCCUCCCAUGCGCUACAAUGGCGAGUGCCACGUAAAUAUGCUCCGAAAGAUGCAAUCGAGCUUCGCCUGGGACUGGGGUCCGGCGGCUCCCUCAAUGGGCCUCUGGAAGAACGUGCAGCUGGAGAUCUACGAGGUGGCGGUCAUACGCGACAUCGACGUGGACAUCAGCCGCUCCGCCAACGGCUCGCACUGGAACAUGCACAUCCGCUGCUACAUGGAUGCGGUGGGCAGGCAGAACUUCUACGCCACCCUGAUCCUCUAUGCAGUCGAGCUAUUGGACCAUCCGGUUGUGGUCAACACAUACACCUACCAGCCCAUCAGCUACUUGACGCCAGUAAUUGAGUUCGAUCAGGCCGUGCCAAUUGAGAAAGUCACUGCCUGGUGGCCCAAUGGCUAUGGUGACCAGAAGCUUUAUCCGCUUCACUUCACGCUCAAAGCCUGGCUAGGGUCUAACGGGCCCGAAGUGCGCUCAAAGACCAAAUCGCAAAAGUCGCUUCGCGUGGGCUUCCGCACGCUUGAAUUGGUAGAGGUGCCAGCGGCAGACAAGCUCGGCAACACCUUCCUCUUCCGGGUCAACGGACUAGAAAUAUUCAUGAAGGGCAGCAACUACAUACCCUCCCACAUCCUGCCGGAACAUCAAACGAAGGACCAAAUUGAGCAUCUGCUGAAGUCCGCCAAGGAGGCGCAUAUGAACAUGCUGCGCGUGUGGGGCGGCGGGGUGUACGAGUCGGACUAUUUCUACAACCUCGCCGAUAGCCUUGGCCUGCUCAUCUGGCAGGAUAUGAUGUUCGCUUGCGCCAUGUACCCGGUGGAAGAGGAGUACCUGUCGUCGGUGCGCGAGGAGGUGCGCCAGAAUGCCAAGCGCCUGUCGCACCACCCCAGCAUUGCGAUUUUUGUCACCAACAACGAGAACGAAGCCGCGCUUGUGCAGGACUGGUACCAAACAGCCUACGCGGAAGUGCGCUUUGAGUCUGAGUACCGGGAGCUCUACCUGGGCAACGUCAUCCACGAGCUAAAGCUUGUCUCCCACAAGUCACGCCCUCAGCCGCUCGUUUCCUCGCCGUCGAAUGGAAAGGCCAGCGCGGUGGACAAUUACAUUUCUGAAAACCCCCAGGACGACUACUAUGGCGACGUGCACUUCUACGACUACCUGAAGGACGCCUGGGAUCCAGGGAUCUAUCCGCGCCCCCGGUUUGCCAGCGAGUACGGCUUCCAGAGCUUGCCCAGCUUAUAUUCCUGGCAGCGCAGCAAGAACGAUGACGACGACCUCCGCACUCUGAUGAACCACCGACAGCACCACCCUCUGGGCAGCAUACCCAUCAUCAGCCUGGUGGAGCGCCAUCUGCCACUGCCUCUGCCGGAGGACGACAACUAUGCAGAGGCGCUCAUCUACUUCAGCCAGAUCUCGCAGGCCAUGGCCACCAAGGUGGAGACGGAACUGUAUCGCAGCUUGCGGGACACUGCUCAUAACACCAUGGGCGCUCUCUACUGGCAGCUGAACGAUGUCUGGGUGGCGCCCUCCUGGUCCGGUAUUGAUUUCUAUGGCAAUUGGAAGCUUCUACACUACUGGGCGCGAGACUUUCUGGCCCCCAUCGCCAUCGUUGCACAGCACGACAAGCCCGAAGAUUCGCUCAACAUCAUCCUCAUAUGUGAUGAGCCCCAGGUGGAGACGGAGGGGCUGAUCGUGGUCGCCAACACCCAUCUUUGGUCGCAGCUGCUUCCGAGCAAGUCCAUCAAUUGGACGGUCACACUGCGGCCCAACGGCGUUCAGUAUGACAAGGUCAUCCCCAUCCAGGAUUUGCUCCAUGGGGAGUACAAUAGGCGCAAUGCCUUCGUGGAACUGGAACUGCGUCGUCGCCAGGAGGUGCUCUCCCGCACCUACUUCUUCCCCAGCAACAUUGCCGCCGCUGUCGGACUCGAGGAUCCCGGCCUAGAGUACGAGAUCGCCUCGCGGACCUGUCUCACCACUGGCAACGUCAUCCGGAACAGCCUGAGUAUUACCAUCCAGGUGAAGCGGCCCGCGGUUUUCGUAUACCUCGAGCUGCUGAAGCCCUAUCAGUACAGAUUCUCAGAGAACGGCUUCAUGCUGACCACGCCCGUGCACGUGGUGUAUCUUACCUUCGAUGCCACCUCCUGUGCGCGACUGCUGCGCAAAACAGACCUCAGGGUUCUGACCGUAAACGACUUCAUGCCCUAGACCCACAGACCGCCGUGCGUCUUCCUUUACAGGUUUAGUAUAACAUUUAUAGAUAACUUAAACAAUGAACAAAUCAAUAAAUAGCAUAAACAUAUA
Molecule: messenger RNA, 3057 nt
Organism: Drosophila obscura
Lineage: Eukaryota; Metazoa; Arthropoda; Insecta; Diptera; Drosophilidae
Gene: beta-Man
Product: beta-mannosidase
Exons: 9
Coding region: 223-2961 (912 amino acids)
Biological process (GO): glycoprotein catabolic process
Molecular function (GO): beta-mannosidase activity
Source: RefSeq, a predicted model, not a curated record